This is a messenger RNA of Danio aesculapii, 6375 nucleotides long. RefSeq names its product post-glycosylphosphatidylinositol attachment to proteins 6 (gene pgap6). NCBI's taxonomy places the organism in Eukaryota, Metazoa, Chordata, Actinopteri, Cypriniformes, Danionidae. Gene Ontology annotation, cellular component: plasma membrane. The coding region runs from base 105 to 2360 and encodes 751 amino acids. The transcript is spliced from 13 exons. The record is from RefSeq and is a predicted model, not a curated record.
CGUCCGUAUUUUUUACCUUGAACCAGGAAGUAACGUGUUACAAUUGUCCGUAGACAUUUGAAGAACACAACAAUGGGCUGACCGAGGAGAAUCUAAACUGAAAAAUGGAGAAGUAUUUUGUACUGUGCCUUUUACUGUAUGCUAGCGCUGGCUGUUUUGCUGACGACCUCACUUACUUGAACGGGUUUUACUCCAAAACGCCUCAGAGGUUGUCCAAGUACAGCUGGUUCGGGAAUGUUCGGCUCCAUCACUUCAGGGUACCGGAGGAUGCGGUGCUCGUGCGGUGGCUGCUUACGGUCUCACGGGGAUCCGGACUCAACUGUGGCAACCAAAACAUCACUGUGCACUUUAGGGCAGGAGCGCCCCCAGUAAUUAACCCUAUUCAGACAGCCUUUCCGAACUCUACAUCAGCUUCUCUUGCUCACAAUUUGACGCUGAUCGUUCCCAGUGGACAAAGUUCUAACGUGACACUGUUCAAUGUGACGUACCCCAAAUCAGGAGACUGGUUCCUCGCUGCACACCUGCCUAAAGACGAUGGCAAGAUUGAGCAGCAGGGACUGCCGUCUUGCUCGUACUUAUUCCAGGCGCAGAUGUUUUCAAGAAGAGCCUCUGACCUGCCAAUCUUGCAGAACAACAUUCCUCUCUCUCAAACACUUACUGCAUCUCCAGCUCUUUUUAAGGUUUUUGUUCCUGAAUUUUCCUCCAGAUUGGAUGUUUUUCUCUCAAACUGUUCUGGAAAUAUGGGAAAUUAUUGCGGGCUUUCAAUCACUAUCGGCUCCAGCACUUUGCGACAGGGUUCAGAGGUGAAACAGAACUGUUCAGGCUUAAAGAUCUGCUCUGCAUCGGUCCUCAUUCCUCCGUGGAACACAUGGUUACUGGUUACAAUUGAGACCAAUCAACCAAACACCUCAGUACCUUUCUACAUCUCUGCCAAUGUCACAGUUGGUUGUAAACCCCUCAGCGUCUCUUCAGAUUUCAAUGCUGCAGCCUUCAUUCGUACCAUCAUUGCUCCACAAAGCAACAGCUCUGGUGUUUUUGGUAACUCAUCUGCUUCAGCGAAGGACCAGUCAGGUCUUCGUUCUAACAGCUCUGAACCAGUGUGCAUGAGAAGCCCGUCAGUGUUCAGAGAUGAGCAGGAUGUGCUUUCUUUACGAUACAUUGUGUCCGGCAACAACCUCACUGUGACCUCUGACCUUCCAACUGUGCUCACACUCGAGCACUCACCUGGAGACAGUGGAGGAACGCUUGUUGUACAGCUCCAGCUGAAUACUAGUUCUCUGGUUGGUGGAUUUGCUCGUGUGAAAGCAUGUCUCACACCUUCUGCUCCUGUGCUUCAACUCAACCGCAGCCAGACUUGUGCUACAGGAUUCGCACAGGGUUACACUCUAAAUGUGAGCAGCAGUGAAUCAAACGCUCUGUUGAGGAUUCCCUUCCCAGAUGCAGAAGAUUGGUACCUCAGCCUUCAGACCAUGUGCAAUGACAGUGUUGACUGCAGGAACGCAUCGGCUACAGUGAGUGCAUCUGUGAGUGUUAGCGCCUGCAUUGACGAGUGCGGGUCGUAUGGAGAGUGCAGACUUCUGCGCACAUACAACUACCUUUACGGUGCAUGUGUGUGCAAAGCAGGAUGGCAGGGAUGGGGAUGUACGGAUGGAGUGUCUGCGCUCUCGUAUACUCGACAGAUGACUGCAGCUCUGCUUCUCACCCUCAGUAACUUUUUCUUCAUCCCACCCAUCAUCGUAGCACUUUACAGAGGAUACCUCAUCGAGGCCGCCAUCUACUUAUUUACCAUGUUUUUCUCCACGUUUUACCAUGCGUGUGAUCAGCCCGGUGUGACCGUCAUGUGUAUCAUGGACUACGACACCCUCCAGUUCUGCGAUUUCUUGGGUUCUGUCGUGUCUGUGUGGGUGACCAUUGUAUGCAUGGCACGGCUUCAGGAGCCAAUAAAAUACCUGUUGUUUAUGAUGGGGACUCUGGUCAUUUCCAUGGCGAUGCAGUUGGACCGCAGGGGUCUGUGGAACCUUCUGGGUCCUGUCCUGUUUGCUCUGGUCAUUAUGGUCUCUUCUUGGGUUUAUCGAGGUGUGAAACGUCAUCAAUGUUACCCUCCAUUAUGGCGCCGCUGGGUUUUGUUCCUGCUGCCGGGCAUCGUGUCCGCUCUGAUCGGAGUGUGUGUGUACGUCUUCGCUCAGACCGACAGCAACUACUACUACACACACUCCAUAUGGCAUGUCAUGGUGGCCACAAGUGUAGUCUUCCUCCUGCCGCCACGAGAGAAGCACAUUCCCCCCUGGGGCUGGACCAACAAAAUCUGCAGCUACAGCAGGUGCAAAAAUGAGAAAGUGGAGCUUUACACUGUCACCUAAACACACUGCUAUUGAGAACGAUGUGGAGAUUCAUCCGCAAUUUUUACAAAACCAAGCAACUAGCUUUAAGUAUCACGAUCAAGCUUUACAUUCACCAGAAUGAUUUACAUGUAGGUUCACAAAUACUUUAAGGAAUAGGUUAUGCAGAACUCCUUUUUCAGUUUAUUCAAACCCAUAAACUAAAACAGGAGAUUUUCACAAUGAUUUUAUAAAUCAUUUAGGCCACUUUAAUGGUGCUGUUUUGAUGAAUGAAUACUUCUCCAUUGUGUUUCAGGGAGAAAAAUAACUGCAUGGUAGAGGUGUGUGAUAUUUAUCGUCUACAAAAGUAAUUGUAGAUUAAGGAUGUGCAAACUUACACUAGUUGAGUUAUAUCACAAAACACAAGAGUGACGUUUAUUACGUGCUUGAGAGUGUUCACAAAAUUCACCCAAUAAUUCAAAUUGACUCACUGUUUGCUCUCCCUCAAGUGGUUCCAUAGCUUUAUGAGACUCUGUCUGUUGAAUGCAAAAGAAGAUAUUUUGAAGAAUGUGUAAUGUGUAUUUAUAUAUGUUUGGCCAGACACCCAAUACCCCCAAAGUGCUUCACAAUCAUGUCUCUCCACUCCACCACCAGUGUGUAGCAUCCUCUUGGAUGAUGCAAUGGCAGCCACAACAAAACGGCGCCAGUGCGCUUAGCACACACCAGCUAUAAGCAGAAUGAAGAGACGGUGAUAGAGCCAAUUUGGUGGAUGGGGAUGAUGGGGAGGUCAUGAUGGGUAAGAGCCAAUGGAGGGAAUUUUGCCACUACCUACUCUUUUACGAGAAGUGCUAUGGGAUUUUUAAUAACCUCAAAGAGUCAAGACCUCGCUUUAACGUUUCAUCCGAAAGACGGUGCUUACUGACAGUAUCUUCACUUCUACUGGGGCAUCAGGUCUCACAGAGACCACAGUUUGAGCGCCCCCUGCUGGCCUAACUAACAUCACCUCCAACAGCAACCUAGUUUUCCUAUGUGGUCUCCCGUCCAGGUACUGACCAGGCUCAGUUCUACUUAGCUUCAGUGAGUAACCGGGCUUGGGCUGCAGGGUGAUAUGGCUGUGGCUAUGAUAAUAAAGAAUGUUCAAAACCUGUAACCAUUGAUUUCCAUAGUAGGAAAAACAAAUGCCAUGGAAGUCGUUAAUUACAGGUUUUCAGCAUUCUUCAAAACAUCUUCUUUAGCGUUCAACAUAUUGGUAAAGAUCUGAAAGUAAAUGAUGACAGAAUUGUUAUUAUUUUAUGUGAAUUAUCCCUUAAAUUUAAUUAAACAAUUCAACAAACUAGAGAUUCAUAUUGUGCAAGUUAUAUUUUACACACAAUUUUAACAAUAAUGUAGAAGCAGAACAUUUGUACAUUUUUAGAGCAAUGUUUCCUGUUUCAUUUCUGAAUGAAUCAGUUUUUUAAAUGAAUCACUUGAAUCAUCAAUUAGUCGCUUGCUUUGUUUCUAAAUGAAUCGCUGUUUUGAAUCGCUAAGGUCUUUGCACACUAAGUCCGAUGCAUAUUAUUUAAUCCAUUCCGAAAAAAUGCGAAACAUUUCACAGUCAACAAGCAGUAACUACAUUUUAAUAGAUGGCAGUUGCAUUGACAUGUCGAAGCAAUGGACCGAAAGCGGACCAUGCUUUCAAUUAUAAUGUCUAUGGGCAGUACGUCAAAUGUAUAGACACACACUCACAGCAGCAGGGCAGAGGUGCACCAGUCACUGAAUCCAGUCACAGGUUUUCAACUGUCUGACUUUAUGCACUUUGUCAUAACGUUAUCUGGAGCUCCAAUGACGGCUUUCUGUAUUUAGCUUUUCGCUUGUACAACGGCUCUAAACUGUCAAAACACUUCUCAAAUCGCUUUUUUGGAUGCGAAUAGUGAAAAAAAUCGAGCCUGGUUCGUUUUUUUAUAAAGGACAAUAGUUUCAGAGUCGGUGUGACAAUAUAAUUGACCACGUGAGGUCGAAUUUAUUUUUUAACAUUAGAAAAUUAUUGACGAAAAAAUUGAAUUCAGGGUGCAAAAACCUCCAUAAUUAAUGAAUCAUUCAUAAUGACACUUACUGUCAUCUACUGAUUUUAGUAACUUUGUUUAAAGUAUCUUAUUUGUAUCCAUGAAAAGCAUAAAACCAGAAAAGAUAUCAUCACAUAUAAACGCACUUCAAAAAAUCCAACAUAAUUCUUUUAUUUCUUUAUUUUUUUAAUGUUUAUUUGUGCUUUUCGCGUUUUAUAAAACGACAACAAAAUACAGAAGAGAAAAAAAAUCAAUAAUAAUACAUACAAAAUACAAUAAAAAUAAAAAAAACACUAAAAUCCAACACAAUUCUUGAGAUAAAUGUCACACACCCUUACUGUGUACAGGUUUGACAUAAUUCCAUCAAUGUCAUGUCUGAGUGAAAUAUUGCUUUAAACAUGAUUCCUCUACACUUUCUAACUAGUGUUUAAAUAAGCAAAUUCACAGAGAGCACCGACAAUAAGUCAGUUAACAACAGUCAAAGAGAAACAUAAUGAAUGUCUUUACUCCAUUAAGCACUUUAGUUGAAAUGAGGUCUUUAGUUUACAGCAAAGAAUCUGUUUAUCAAAUUGAGCAUGUCAAUUACAUCAGAAAUUGUUUUUAAGGACUAUUAAAGUCAUGCUAACUCCUUUAGAGAAAAAAACACUACUGAUUUAUGAGUUUAUUCAGCUUUUCGAAUCAUUUGAAGACCAACACAAGAUCGUUUCUGUAGAUUUCGAGGUAAAAUGUUCUUUUAUUUAACACUAGUGUAUUAGUUUGUUAUAUUUAUAAAUGCGUCACACACUUUAUAGGUCCGUGUUUGACACUGAUUUCUCCUACAGUUACCAAAACGUACACACUCUCACACACACACACACACACACAUAUAUAUAUAGAUGUUAUUAGUUAUUUAGAAAAAACGUGGGCAUUUUUGUUAGCACUAAGGACUGUUGUCAGUAUCUCUGAGCUUGUGUUUUGCUCACACACACAGUCACACACACACUGGAGAACUUGUAAAAUAGUUCCUAAUUUAAUACACCGUUUUUUAUACCUCUGUCAGGAAUGUACAAGAAAAUACCUCCCUUCUUCCUCCCUAAAAAGCCUUUUAUUUUAUUUGUAAAUUUUCUAAGACGUGCUGUUGCUUUUUCAAGAGGGAGGAUGUUUUACGCUUGAUUAAAACUGCGCUUGCGAAGGUAAUAUUGCGCUUCUGGAUGCCAAUUUGAAUGGCUGCGUCUCCUUAAUAGGCUAACGCAGUGUUUCUCAACCACAUUCCUGGAGAACCAUAUGCUCUGCACAUUUUCCGGGUCUGAUUCUGAUCAUCAGCUCAUUAGCAAAGACUGAAAGACCUGAAAUGGGUGUGACAAAGGAGACAUGUAGUGCUGAUGGUUCAUCAGGAAAGUGGUUGAGAAACACUGGGCUAAUGAUGCGUGUGUGUGUUUGGAAUGGGAAUCUGACGUAUUGAAGAUGACCAUAUGUAUUGGUCGAGGCUUUAUGCAUAAUACUGUACUUCUGACCCUCAGGCCAGUUGAAACUUGAAGAUAUAUCUGUAGACGUACUUUUUUGUGGUUGACAUUUAUACUGCGAUGUCCUUUAUUGCUCAUAUCUAUGUACAACAGUAAAAAAUGAUCAUUUAACUGUUAUUUAAUCAGAUUUUUAAGGUGUUAAAUUGGGGUCAAAAUGUAACACAAGUAUGUUUUACACGGUUUUAUAUUGAUUUUUAUAUUGGAAUGACAAAUCACAAGUAAGUGUGAGCUAAACCACUGUUUGUAUUGGUUUUGUUUGUUAUAAUCUGUGAGUCACAAACACACACACGAAAAGUCUUUUCAUAUGUGAUUUAGUUUUGAUGUACACUACCUGACAAAAGUCUUGUCGUCUAGCCAGGUUUUAGGAACAACAAAUAAUAACAUGACUUCUAGUUGAUGAUUUGGUAUCAGAAGUGGCGUAUAUGAAAGUCAAAGGCCUCUAGAUUACGCUAAUUUUAGCUAAAUUAAUUAUGAUCAGGCCUUGAUUAUUAAUUAUUUAAUUAGGACAGUAAG